GUUAACACUAUCAUGUUCUCACUGGCAGGUUGGAACCGCAUUGUUCACUGCAAGUCCAGACCCAAAGCCAACCUGGAUCUGUACCUCAUUUCUCAUCAUUAUCAGAAGGAUGUCAAUGGAUAAGGUGGAACAACGUAAUAUUGUUGUCAUCGGCGGUGGAAUCAUUGGGUGCAGCACUGCUUAUUACUUGUCCAGGCACCCAUCAUAUUCCACCUCGACAACGAAUAUUAUAGUUCUCGAAGCCUCCGCAAAUGGCGUUGCGCAAGGAGCUUCCGGAAAGGCUGGUGGAUUGAUUGCUAAAUGGGCAUAUCCACGUGAAAUCGUAGAUAUCUCAUUUCCCGAGCACGUUAAGCUCGCUGAAGAGCAUAACGGUGCUGAAAGGUGGGGCUGGAGAUUCGUUGGUUGUGGUAGUUGGGAAGGGGAGGGGGAGGGGGAGGGGGAGGCACUUGGCGAGAGUAGAUCUGGUAGUUUAGAGAAGACGCUUGGUUUUGGAGCUACUGCGGCACCGGAAAAUAGAGCGGACAAAGGGCUGCCUGAUGACUUGACUUGGGUCAAGGAGGAAUUAACCACAUCGUACAGCCCAAUGUCUGGUCCAGACGGAACAGCACAGGUUCACCCAUAUUUAUUCACCACAAGUAUGCUUGACCUCGCGAAGGAGAAAGGAGUCCAAUUGGUCAAGGGAACUGCCAUCUCCCUUGAGCAGGUCGACCAUCAUGUCACGGGCGUUACUUAUCGUGAUUGGUCCGACUCCGGUUGCAUUAAAACUCUCCCUGCAACGCAUGUAGUGUUAUCGGCUGGAGCAUGGUCGCCAUCCAUCAUACCGUCCCUUCCGAUUGCAGCCACCCGUGCUCACAGUGUUACCAUCCGUCCCAAGGCUGGUGUCACGAUAUCCCCCUACGUGUUAUUCACAGAAAUAUUACUUCCGCAUUCUCUCAGCGCCUCUCCCGAAAUAUAUGCGCGCCCAGACAACGAAGUGUAUGUCUGUGGUCCAGGAGAUGACUCAAUAUUGCCUGGCAACGUAGAUGACGUUGAAAUCGAUCUAGCGGCCUGUCAAAGCAUAAUAAACCAAGUUGCUAGCAUCUCCCAGGAGCUGAGAGAGGGAGCAGUCGAUAAACGCCAAGCGUGCUUUUUACCAGUGGUACGUACCGGUGGGGGGCCCAUCAUCGGGGAAGCAGACAAGAUUGCCAAAGGUUUAUAUAUUGCAACCGGUCAUACAUGCUGGGGCAUUUGCAAUGCGCCCGGGACAGCCAAAGUAAUCGCAGAACUUAUCAUGGGGAGAAGAAAGGCUCGCUCAGGCAAUUUGACGAAAUUGGCACCGUCGAGGUUCUUGUAAUGAAAUUCCGAAGAUUUUACGAUGCGGUCCAAGCCACCAACUAUUCGGAACCAUAGGGAGUAGAUUCAAAAUCAUAUGCCAUGUGUGCGCUUGCGCAAUUUGACGAAAUAGGCACCCUCGACAGGAAUCCCGAGGAUUUUACAACGCGCUACAAGCAACCAAGGCGAUGUCUACUAUUCGGAACCAAACCGAGUGUAGCGUCCAGAUCAGUGUACUAUUCUCACCAUGAAGAAUUCGUCUGGACUCUGGACCUAAUACUAAGCAGGAGUUCAACAUUGUGGGUGGGGCACCGUCAAAG
This is a messenger RNA of Suillus subalutaceus, 1631 nucleotides long. Its product is annotated as FAD dependent oxidoreductase. Gene Ontology annotation, cellular component: cytoplasm; late endosome. Gene Ontology annotation, biological process: retrograde transport, endosome to Golgi. Bases 110 to 1333 code for a protein of 407 amino acids. The record is from RefSeq and is a predicted model, not a curated record. Gene Ontology annotation, molecular function: oxidoreductase activity. NCBI's taxonomy places the organism in Eukaryota, Fungi, Basidiomycota, Agaricomycetes, Boletales, Suillaceae. The transcript is spliced from 5 exons.